AUGUUGCCUUUUGUUUUGGCAGCCAAAUACCCAAAACCCCCUUUUUACCCAUCUUGUUCCCGCUGUAACAAUAGUGCUCACGGAGUGGGUGCUAGCAAGGAAGGGCCCGCGCCAUUGUCUAGGUUUCUUCCUUCGUUGAUUUUGCUCGAGCUGCUGGAAAGGUACACGCAUCUUGGGCAUAGGGACUUGCUUGUCCUGCUUGUUGAUCACAAAGCGAGACUCUUACUUGUCAUGAGCUUGAAUUUUAAAUUGCAUGUACCCAUUAUGGCAUCCGGUAAUCCACCACUUAUCAUAAGGGAUCAUCUUUACUCCGUAGAUGACAGGUUGAAGAGAGGGAGACCUCCUCCUUUGCUUAAGGGCGCCGACGAGGAUGUAAUUAUUGAUGAAGAACCAGCGCCAGAAGCUACUUCAGUGAUUGACCCUGCAUCCGUAUCAAGGUGCUGCAUAGAAAGGGGUCUGUUUCCGGCAGUUCCUUUGUUCUUUCAAUAUCCCUGCAGCACCAGCAAGGGUUGGUCGGAGUGGGUUGACCAUGAACUGAAGAACCCGUCUACCCGUGAUAUCCUAAGCCGGGCAGGUGUGUUGGAAGCCAUCUUUGCUUCUAAGGCUUGCGACAUCCAUAUUGAAGCCAAGACGCUUCGACACUUGGUUAGACGGUGGAGUACCGAGACACACACUUUUAUUUGUUCGUGGGGAGAGUUCACUCCCACGCUUGAGGAUGUAGCCAAUAUUUUCCCGCUCCCACUUUGCGGCAGUCAAGAUCCUUUCCACAUUGCAUUAACCCCGGAAGAUGGGCUAAAGCUUGAGACUUUACGGAAGGGUGCUCCGACUUCUCCUAGUACUUCUCUAAGAUUCAGUAAUUGGAUUCAAUUUUUUGGGAACAGUGACCGAGAUGAGCCGUGUCGCCUUGCUGCGUUUGUGUCAUUGUGGCUCGGGAGGUUCCUCUUUUGUGAUUUUUCCCAAGACUGCUUGCAUGGGAGAGUGUUUCCGUUGGCUUUGGCAAUAGCACGGGGUAGCAUGAUCCCUUUAGCCCCCAUGUUCUUGGGGCACUUAUAUUGCUUGCUUGACCAGAUUCAAUUUCUUGAGAAGGGGGCGGCCGGAACCAUGGCUGUGGAGACUUUUGCAAACUCCAGUUUUCUGCAAAUCUUUUUAUGGGAACGCUUCAAAGGGAUAGAGGCUGAGUCACUGGUUGCUUCGGACGAGAAUUCCUACAUGCCGGGUAGUCUUCCUCUGAUCUGUAGAUGGUCCCGUCGCAUGCAACGGAAGGGCCAAAACUUUUUAGAGCUGCUGGACGAUGUUGAGAAAUUCAUCUUCCGCCCAUACUGUGUUUUAUCAGAGGGAUUCAGCAAUACACCCUUUUAUGCAGAUUCUGUUGUCUUGGUCGAGGCCCUAGCCAUGCCAACACAAGGUUGCCCUGCGUAG
This is a messenger RNA of Prunus armeniaca (apricot), 1419 nucleotides long. The record is from the annotation of a GenBank genome assembly. Lineage: Eukaryota; Viridiplantae; Streptophyta; Magnoliopsida; Rosales; Rosaceae.